UAACUCCUAAGCAAAUGCUCGUGUCUUUCACUCUUCCAUAACCUCCUCAAGUUUUUUCUACACACCUCCUCCACUUUCUUCCAAACCAAUGAACAUUACCUCCUCAUCUUCAUGUAAAACCCUCUCGUUCUCUCUCCUCAUAUCUUCAUGGCACCACCAUCAUCAUCCUCAACAACAACAACAGAAUCCCAAAAUUUCAAUCAUCUCAUCUUCAACUUCAUCCAAUCAACAGCAACCAACUUCUCUUCUCUAAUUCCCCACAAACCCAAAACGACGCACUCCAUUCCCAUCAUUUCUACACCCUCUACUUCUAAAGUUUUUCUCCCUCUUCCUCUCCCUUUUUCUGAGUCAACUCACCAUGACUCGCCCUCUUCCUCGGGUUCUUCUCACCGGGUUGCACCGCCUGAACCCGGGUCGGGUUUCCCGUCAAUGGUUCGAAUUGGUGGGUUGAAGUCCGCCGGAAGUGGCGCCGGUAGUGGUGGUAGUGGGCCCGCUUUUGUGGGGCAAGUGUUCAGUAUGUGUGAUAUUACUGGAACUGGUCUUAUGGCUGUUUCUACUCAUUUUGAUAUACCCUUCAUUUCUAAGAGAACACCAGAGUGGAUCAAGAAGAUGUUUUCGGCUAUUUUAAAGAAUGACUCAGGCCCUGUCUUCCGUUUUUUCAUGGAUCUUGGUGAUGCUGUUUCCUAUGUUAAAAGGCUGAACGUUCCUAGUGGCGUUGUGGGUGCUUGCCGACUUGAUUUAGCAUAUGAGCAUUUCAAGGAAAAACCUCGUAAUUUCCAGUUCGUUCCAAAUUCAAAGCAGGUGAAAGCAGCUAGCAAGCUUCUAAAAGGAAGUAAAUUAACUGACAGUGGACAUAUUGACGGUGUUCCUGUUUUCUCAGCUCAGAAUCUAGAUAUUGCAAUAGCAACUCCUGAUGGAGUUAAGUGGUACACUCCUUAUUUUUUUGAUAAAAACAUUCUGGAUAACAUUUUAGAGGAAUCUGUUGAUCAGCAUUUCCAUUCUUUGAUUCAAAGCCGUCAUGUUCAACGGCGGGGCGAUGUUAGUGAUGAUAACUUUGCAGCAGAAAUAAUAGAAGAGAGUGCAGAGAGCAUAUGGGAGCCUGGAGAGGUACAGGAUUUGAUGGAUGAGAUGGGCCAGCCUGGAAUACCCUUAAGUGUCAUAUCAAAGGCUGCUGAAAUGCAGCUUUCAUAUGCUGUUGACAAAGUGCUCCUGGGGAAUAGGUGGUUGAGGAAAGCCACUGGGAUCCAGCCAAAAUUUCCAUACAUGGUUGACUCCUUUGAGAGGAGGAGUGCUGUUUCACGGUCAAGAGCACUUAAGGUAGCCACCUGUUCUGCAAAUUCUGAUAGGGAAAGCCUAAAUGAACUGCCAGAGCAGUCAGCUUCGGCAAAGCUAGGACCAGAAAAUAAAGAUCAAACUACUGCUCUGGAGCAACCUGAUCUCCCUUCUCCAAGGAGAGACUGGCUAAGAUUACCUUGGCUGAAGCCUCAAUGUGAAGCCAAUAAAGAGGCUGAUUCAAGGUUUGUAGAUUCACCUGCUGGUCAUGUGAAGGAAGAACUUCAAAGUAGUCCACUUCUCCCAAGGAUUACGAUGGUUGGUAUUGCUACAACUGAGCCUGGUCAAAUGAGCAAAGCCUCAAUAAAGAAGACCAUGGAAGAUUUAAGCAAGGAAUUAGAACAGGAAGGCCAGGGAAAUUCUGCCUCUAAGAGCUCAGGAAAGUGUUGCCUUGAGGAUAGAGAUCCCCUUUUCGUAGCAAAUGUAGGGGAUUAUUAUUCAAGCAUGAGUAAGUCAAGCUCACCUCGGUGGCUACGUGGUGUUCACAGAUAAACUCUUUAUAGGUAAUUGGGGUAUUUUAAGCUGUACAUCAUGUAAUCGGGUUGAAAUGAAGCUUAACGUGAAAGCAAGCAUUGGAACUUUUAAUUGAUUGAUUAAUGGAGUUCCUCGCUGCUUAUAGACCACGGUGGAGGUUAAGUAAAGAAUGAUGAAUACCAAACUUAGAAGGCAGCUAUGAAGAAACUUAAUACGGAGUAGUAAUAGAAAUUGUUCAGAAGGUGCAGCUACUGGAGAAAUUAUUUAAGAGAUAGGAAGCUAAGGUGUUAGGGGUUCUACGUCGACUAGGAUACUCAUUGCUGUACAAGUUUAGGUUGUACUGUAUUGUAUAAUAAGAUGAUCGUUUUGAAGUUGUCCAUUCUUGGUUUUCAAGCUGAAAUAAAAGUUUAUGAGUUUAUCUUUAGUUCUUUA
This is a messenger RNA of Chenopodium quinoa (quinoa), 2238 nucleotides long. RefSeq lists its product as uncharacterized. The transcript is spliced from 9 exons. Bases 148 to 1824 code for a protein of 558 amino acids. Gene Ontology annotation, biological process: protein transport. The record is from RefSeq and is a predicted model, not a curated record. Lineage: Eukaryota; Viridiplantae; Streptophyta; Magnoliopsida; Caryophyllales; Amaranthaceae.